Messenger RNA from Apodemus sylvaticus (European woodmouse), 1314 nucleotides. RefSeq names its product phospholipase A2 group XIIB (gene Pla2g12b). Lineage: Eukaryota; Metazoa; Chordata; Mammalia; Rodentia; Muridae. Gene Ontology annotation, molecular function: A2-type glycerophospholipase activity; calcium ion binding. Bases 347 to 934 code for a protein of 195 amino acids. The transcript has 4 exons. Gene Ontology annotation, cellular component: extracellular region. Gene Ontology annotation, biological process: lipid catabolic process; triglyceride homeostasis; arachidonate secretion. The record is from RefSeq and is a predicted model, not a curated record.
UUGGGACGGGCUCUGCAGUCAAGAAACUUCGGGAGCCCACGUGUGCUGGAGAAUCCUGGGGCUCCGGUCACCCCUCGCAAAGCGUUCAGUCAUCCCCUCCAGCGCUUCGGGGUCCACUGGGAAGUCCCGUCUUGGGCCAUCCUCACACAGCCCCUCCCACGGUUUCACCUUUGUCCUCUCUAAUCGCUCAGAUCGGCUCCCAGCCUCCAUGGCUGUGUUUAAAGUCCACCUCUAGGGAACACAGACUGACUGUUCCGAUAAACCCGGGGCACGGGACUGUGUGUGUCCCCGGGGUGUCCUGGGACCCUGGCCGGGGUUGGGGACAAGAGCAGCGUGUGCGUGCAAGAUGAAACUGCUCUGCGCAUUCUUCCUCCUAUGGCUUGGCCUGGUGGGCAGUCUGGCUCAGAGUGACCCCAGCCCCAAGGGAGAGGAGUCCUACUCCGACUGGGGCCUGAGGCAGCUGCGGGGCAGCUUCGAGUCGGUCAACAGCUAUGUGGAUUCCUUCAUGGAGUUGCUAGGAGGGAAGAAUGGAGUCUGUCAGUACCGGUGUCGAUACGGAAAGGCGCCAAUGCCCAGACCCGGUUACAAAGCUCAGGAGCCCAAUGGCUGCAGUUCCUAUUUCCUGGGUAUCAAGGUUCCAGGAAGUAUGGACUUGGGCAUCCCAGCGAUGACCAAGUGUUGCAACCAGCUGGACGUCUGCUAUGACACCUGCGGUGCCAACAAAUACCGCUGCGAUGCGAAAUUCCGAUGGUGUCUCCACUCUAUCUGCUCCGACCUCAAACGGAGCCUGGGCUUCGUCUCCAACGUGGAAGCAGCCUGUGAUUCUCUGGCGGAUACCGUGUUCAACACCGUGUGGACCCUGGGCUGCCGACCCUUCAUGAAUAGUCAGCGGGCGGCCUGCCUCUGUGCAGAGGAGGAGAAGGAGGAGUUAUGAAGAGGAGGCGGCUCUUCCAGGCUCUGAGGCACAUCGGGGCUGUUUCAGGGAUGGCGGUAUGGUACAAGGGCCAUCCUUUCCUCAAACCCUCUGGAGUCAUGAGCUGAAGAAGGGAAGCAGCAGGCCUUGUCGUUUGAGGAAAGUUAAGAAAAGGACACGCAGAGUCUGAACUGUUCCCUCUAACACCGGUCUCCCCGGCCAAGAAACGACGUGCCUGGAAGUUCAGUUCUUUGCUGAAGGACAGCUACAAGUAGGUCCUAUUAUUCCUAGACCUGGUCAUGACAGUCAUAAGCGAAAUCUGGGGGAGCCCAAACAUUUGGGAGAUAAUGACUUUUCUCUGGCCCAUGUUUCAGUUGCCAGUUGACACCUCACAUUUAAUA